AUGUUGCGAGAGACAAACAGGAAGACAUGAGAGAUCGUGACUCAGGCGUGAUUGCCACAAAGUAAUACAUGUUGUAACAAAAAUCUGUUAUGAAACCACGAAAAUCCAACUGUAGAAUAAUAGCUGGCUUCCUGACUGUUUUAAUUGUUUUGCUUGCUGCUGUCUUAAAUCAUUUGGAGACCUCUGAGCCGACCGCUCUUCCCAGAAUGGCAGAGGACAUGAAGACGCUAGAAGAGAACUUCAGACAGAAAAACAAAAGCUGUUUCAUUCUUGGGGCAUCGGGUGAGACUGGCAAAGUGCUGCUGAAAGAGAUUGUGACCAAGCAGAUCUUCUCAAAGAUCACCCUGAUCGGACGACGAAAACUGACUUUCGAAGACAAAGGUUCUGAAAACUUAGUUCAGGAGGUGGUAGAUUUCGAGAAGCUAGAUGACUAUGCUGCCGCAUUCCAAGGUCAUGACGUUGGCUUCUGCUGCUUAGGAACAACAAAAGCCAAAGCAGGAACAGAAGGUUUUGUACGUGUGGACCAUGACUAUGUUUUAAAGUCGGCAGAGCUGGCAAAGGCUGGUGGUUGCUCCCACUUUACUCUGGAGUCUUCAAAAGGAGCAGAUAAAAACAGUGGUUUCCUCUACCUGAAAGUAAAGGGCCAGGUUGAGGCUGAUAUUGAGGAACUUGGCUUUGAUAGAUAUUCAGUCUUUAGACCCGCAGUUCUUCUGGUUGACCGACAGGAAUCUCGACCAGCGGAGUGGUUAGCUAGGAAGUUUCUCGCCCCCCUUUCCCUCGUGUUCCCCACGGCCUUGUCGAUACCGGUUACAACAGUGGUCAGGGCUAUGGUGGUGAACGUACUCAUGGAAGGAGAGAAAAAAGUGGAAAUAUUGGAAAACAAAGACAUCUUUAACCUGGGAAAACUGGCAGAAAAGACAGAGAAAUAACACAAGGUGGAAAACCAAUCCAUUAGGGGUGUGUGCAACAUGCCACACGAACUGUGAUGGUAAGUGGUCAGGAUGUAUUUGGAAUCUUUCCCACACAGCAGUGAAUUCUUAGUUACUAUUGCUUUUCCAGACGGUCAGAAUAAAUGAAAAAUGCCAUGUGAAAAGCACUUUUAUUACCACCGCGUUGCAGAAUAUCGGAUUAUUUUAUUACAAUAACGUUUUUAUUUUUUAAGUGGGGAGUGUCAGCCAUCAUUAACAUUUGAUUAGUGUUUCAGAAGCAGCACUACCACCUUGUAGCCUGAUUUCGGGGGUCUGUAGUAGGUUGGGGGGCCACUAAGGAAAACCAGGUUGCCAUUGUAAGUGAUUCUGGUGGAACAGCAGGGGACAUGGGCACUGUGCUGUAGCAGGUGCUGUUCUCCCAGUGUCAUUUCUUGCUUGCCCACCAGUCUGCUGUGCAGCUAUGUUGGUGCACUGAUACCACAGUUGUGUGUUUAACAUGGGAAACAUGACAAUAUAAAGGUUUGGGGUUUUACAUGUGUGCUCAGUUUUAUGUGUGGGGAUCCAAAAAUUGUUUUUGUAUUACAUCUGUUGGAUUAUUUGAAAAUGAAUAAAUGUGUUGUAAAACUUG
Lepisosteus oculatus (spotted gar) is the source of this 1557-nucleotide messenger RNA. RefSeq names its product HIV-1 Tat interactive protein 2 (gene htatip2). Lineage: Eukaryota; Metazoa; Chordata; Actinopteri; Semionotiformes; Lepisosteidae. Gene Ontology annotation, biological process: import into nucleus. The record is from RefSeq and is a predicted model, not a curated record. Gene Ontology annotation, cellular component: cytoplasm.